AUCAGCGUCAGCGCCUCGCGUUUCUCCCCCACCCUUUUCCGUGCGUCCACACCCGGGGACUCCUCGCAGCGCUCUCGUCGUCUUGCCAUUUUGACCCUCCCGUCCGUUCCCAUCUCCCCACCCGUGCAUAAGCCUUUCUUUAAUCAGCUCAUGCUCUUCCCUCGCCUCGCCCUCGCCUCCUUAAUUUAUUCCUCCGGUCGCCGGGGAGAAUUAGGGUUUUGAGGAGCCUAAUCUUCGUUGUGUAGUUAUAGAAAGAGGGUGGCCGAGACGAGGCGCCCUCUCCUCCUUCCUUCCAGAGACGCCAGCCGCGAUUCGGCUUGUGAGGUGUGCGGAAAGGCUCGUGCAGAUCCAGGCGUAGGUCCUUUUUGGGAUAAAGGAUAGAGACGGUGGAAAGGGGAGGAGCACACGCUCGAGUGUACACCGCGGUUUGCUUCUGCGGGAGGGCGAAGGAGGCAUGAGCUUUGGGGGCCUCUUCGACGGCGGCGGCGGCGGCGGCAUGCAAUUUCCGUACCCCGGCGGCUUCUCGUCCUCGCCUGCGCUCUCCCUCGCGCUGGACAACGCCGGCGGCAUCGGCGGGCGGAUGUUCGCGGACGGCGCGAUGGCGGGGGACGCGGAGGCCCAGAAUGACAGCCGGUCGGGGAGCGACCACCUGGACGCCAUCUCCGGCGUCGGAGACGACGACGACGACGCCGAGCCCAGCAACCCCCGCAAGCGGAAGAAGCGCUACCACCGCCACACGCCGCAGCAGAUCCAAGAGCUAGAAGCGCUGUUCAAGGAGUGCCCCCACCCAGACGAGAAGCAGCGCGCCGAGCUCAGCAGGAGGCUUUCCCUAGAUGCACGGCAGGUCAAGUUCUGGUUCCAGAACCGUCGCACCCAGAUGAAGACGCAACUGGAGCGGCACGAGAACGCCCUGCUGAAGCAGGAGAAUGACAAGCUGCGCGCUGAGAACAUGACGAUCAGGGAGGCCAUGCGCAGCCCAAUGUGCGGUGGCUGUGGAAGCCCUGCGAUGCUUGGGGAGGUGUCCCUAGAGGAGCAGCACCUACGCAUUGAGAAUGCACGGCUCAAGGAUGAACUCAACCGAGUCUGUGCCCUUGCCACCAAGUUCCUCGGCAAACCUGUAUCCCUCAUGUCACCACUCCAGCUGCAGCCACACCUGUCAAUGCACUUGCCAAACUCGUCAUUGGAGCUUGCGGUCGGGGGAAUGGGUGGUAUAGGGUCUAUGCAGCCUACGCUGCACGGUACUAUGAGUGAGUUUGCUGGCGGUGCCUCAAGCUCGAUGGGCACGGUGAUUACACCCGCACGGGCAACUGGAUCUGCUAUAGCAUCAAUCACGGACAUCGACAGGUCUAUGUUUUUGGAGCUCGCAAUCAGCGCAAUGGAUGAACUUAUAAAGAUGGCACAGGUGGACGAUCCUUUGUGGGUUACUGGCUUGCCUGGUUCUCCCAACAAGGAGACACUCAACUUUGAGGAGUAUCACUCCUUCCUGCCAGGUAUUGGCAUGAAGCCUGCUGGGUUUGUUUCUGAGGCCUCUAGGGAGUCCGGCCUGGUCAUCAUCGACAACAGCGUUGCACUUGUAGAGACCCUUAUGGACGAGAGACGGUGGUCUGACAUGUUCUCAUGUAUGAUUGCCAAGGCCACAAUCCUUGAGGAGGUUUCUACCGGCAUUGCCGGAAGCAGAAAUGGCUCGUUGCUGCUGAUGAAGGCUGAACUACAGGUGCUCUCACCUUUGGUCCCCAUCAGGGAGGUUAUAUUUCUCAGGUUUUGCAAGCAGCUGGCUGAAGGUGCCUGGGCAGUAGUGGAUGUAUCUAUUGAUGGAUUGAUGAGAGAUCAAAAUUCUGCCACAACAUCCACAGCUGCAAAUUUGAAGUGCAGGAGGUUACCUUCUGGCUGUGUCAUGCAAGACACUCCCAGUGGCUUCUGCAAGGUCACAUGGGUUGAGCAUACGGAAUACGAUGAGGCAUCUGUACACCAGUUCUACCGACCACUUCUCCGAUCUGGUCUCGCCUUUGGUGCCAGCCGGUGGCUUGCCACGCUGCAGCGCCAGUGUGAAUGCUUGGCCAUACUCAUGUCACCUCCUACAGUAGCCGCAAGUGAACCAAUGGCUAUAUCACUAGAGGGUAAGCGAAGCAUGCUGAAGCUUGCACGCCGGAUGACGGAUAAUUUCUGUGCGGGCGUGAGCGCCUCAUCUGCUCGUGAAUGGAGCAAGCUGGACGGUGCAACAGGUAGCAUUGGUGAGGAUGUGCGAGUCAUGGCACGAAAGAGUGUGAGUGAGCCUGGGGAGCCACCUGGGGUGGUGCUGAGCGCCGCCACAUCAGUAUGGGUGCCCGUGGCUCCUGAGAAGUUGUUCGACUUCCUGCGUGAUGAACAGCUGCGUGCAGAGUGGGAUAUCCUCAGCAAUGGAGGACCCAUGCAGGAGAUGACUCGAAUCGCCAAGGGGCAUCAGAAUGGAAACUCAGUAUCCCUCCUAAGAGCCAGUGCCAUGAGUGCAAACCAGAGCAGCAUGCUGAUCCUUCAGGAAACGUGCACUGAUGCGUCGGGCUCGAUUGUUGUAUACGCUCCUGUGGAUAUCCCGGCAAUGCAGCUUGUCAUGGAAGGUAGAGACUCCACCUGCGUUGCGCUGCUGCCAUCUGGAUUCGCCAUUCUGCCUGAUGGUCCUAGCAUCGAGCAGAAGACUGGUGGCUCAUUGCUGACCGUAGCAUUCCAGAUUCUUGUGAACAGCCAGCCCACAGCCAAACUCACCGUGGAAUCGGUUGAGACUGUGAACAAUCUUAUCUCCUGCACCAUUAAGAAGAUCAAGACGGCGCUGCUGUGCACGACGCCUGACUGUUAGAAUGGAUUUUGUCUUAGGGAUGACCGGCGGCGCUGAGUCUGAGUCAAGAACGAACCGCACAAUGGAAAAAAGUAUCCUUUGCUAGGUGAUAAGGAUCUUCCUUGACAGGUCCUUAGCACAGAGCAAUGGUGGUGGUUCGGGUAUUGACUCGGCCUCUUCCGUCCGCUGUAUUCCCAGGUACCAUGCAUUUUAGAUAUUUCUUGAAGGAAAUACUUUAGCCCCAUCGUUUUGGAGUCUAUGUGUACUUUUUGGCUUGUUAGUCGUCACUUUUAUAUUGCCUCUUUCUGUUGUAAGGAUAAGCUGGUAUGCGAGUGGGCUGAGAAACGCUGGGUUGAGUAGUGCCGUUCACAGCUUCUGGGAGCAGGAAGUCUAGGAUCAAAUAUGAAUCUUUGAAAGCUAUCUUCCAAUAAUGUCUCUGUGACGGUGGCAUUGCUAUGGACCAACUGAAAUUUAUUUUGCAAUUAA
Messenger RNA from Brachypodium distachyon (stiff brome), 3295 nucleotides. Its product is annotated as homeobox-leucine zipper protein ROC5. Gene Ontology annotation, molecular function: lipid binding; DNA-binding transcription factor activity, RNA polymerase II-specific; DNA binding. The coding region runs from base 455 to 2830 and encodes 791 amino acids. NCBI's taxonomy places the organism in Eukaryota, Viridiplantae, Streptophyta, Magnoliopsida, Poales, Poaceae. The transcript is spliced from 9 exons. Gene Ontology annotation, biological process: regulation of DNA-templated transcription. The record is from RefSeq and is a predicted model, not a curated record.